CAGUCACAAGGAAGAAAGCAAUACAAGUUUAAUCGUACUGCCUUCAUUGCACCAGAUCACUUUCACUUUGACGAUGCAGAGAUGAUCGUAACUUCAGCUGAACAUGGAGCUGCUUAUGUGCAUUUUAAUGACUGUAAUUCCAGUUAUAUCGGAUGGGUUGACUGUGCAUGGUCCCUCUGGUCCUCUGGUUGCUCCUCUGGGAUCUUCAGUGGUGUUGUCCUGUUCUGUAGAUGAACUUUUAUCAGUGGAGGGUCUGGAGGUGGAGUGGAGAAGAACAGACUCAGAUACUUUAGUUCAUCUGUAUCAAGAUGGUGAGAGUCGAGCAGAAGCCCAGCAGCAGGAUUAUCAGGAUAGAGCUCAUUUCUUUACUGAAGAGAUUCAACGUGGAAACUUCUCCCUCCGUCUGGAUGAUCUGAGAGCUGAAGAUGAGGGAGAAUACACAUGUAAAGUUUACAGUCAGCAGGAGUCUAGUGAAACUGUAGUUGAAAUAAAAGUUGAUGAUGUUGAGCGUUUGCUGGUCUCAGGAUCGAGUCGCUCUAUAUCUGCAUCUGUGGGUGAAGACGUCACUCUGAACUGCUCUGUAGACUCUCACAUCACACUUGAAGACAUUGAAGAGGUCUCAUGGAAGAAAACAGAUGAAGAUGAAGAUAUUAUGGUUCUGCUCUUCCAAGACCAAGUGGAUUUACCAGAUUCAUCAGAUGAGCGAUACAGAGACAGAGUUGAGUUCUUCAGUGAUGAAACUCCCAAAUUAAACUUCUCUCUCAGACUGAAGAGCGUCAGAACUGAAGAUAAAGGAGUUUAUAUGUGUGAGGUGUUUGCUGGAGGACUUUCAGCCAAUACAACUGUAGUACUGGAGCAACUGGGUUUCUCAGUUUUACACAUAAUGGUGUUGAUUCUCUGUGUUUCUGCAUCUGGAUCUGCUCUUCUGCUCUGCUGCCUGAUCUACUGCAGAUCUCCUACUAAAGACACAGUCUUCCGCCUUCAGAUGUCUCUAGUUUUCUGUCCAAAUAUUCUGAUGUUUUUAGCUUUUGUCCUCUGGGGUGUUUCUGAAGGAUCUGUGAGUGAGUCGGUCUGUUGUUGUGCUCUUUAUUUUCUGAGGCCUCUCUUGUUGCUCUGGGCAGCUCCAUAUAUUUUUCAUUUCACAGGCAAAAUUAAAACAUGGAUUCAGAAAUACAGUUAUGUGGCAGAAUAUGCUGUUUUCUCAGUUGUGGUUUAUUCAGCUCUUUUCACAAGUGCUUGGCAAAAGCUUCUGAAUUAUGCUGCGUUUGACAGAGCUGUGAUGAUAGUCCUGUUUGUGAUAGUGUUUGUGUGCUGCCUCUGCAAAAUCACUUACAUUUUAGUUACAGAGGUUGGAAAGAAAAGUGGCCGGAUAGUUCAAAUCUUUGAUCUUGUGGCUGAUAUGACCUUUCAAAUCCUGCCGACUCUACAGUUCAUCCUCCUCUUCUACACAUUCGGAGCCGGUGAAGCAGGAUUCAUCAUGAUUGUUAUUUUGCCAGUGUUAAUGAUGAUGACAAAUGAGAGAUGGCUUUAUAGAUGCUAUGGACUCGGCUGUAAGUAUCUGCUGAACUGUGAUCUGAUCUCUGUUUAACUGCUUCAGUCUCUCUGUGAUAUUAAUCAUCA
Onychostoma macrolepis is the source of this 1620-nucleotide messenger RNA. RefSeq lists its product as uncharacterized. Lineage: Eukaryota; Metazoa; Chordata; Actinopteri; Cypriniformes; Cyprinidae. Gene Ontology annotation, biological process: cell surface receptor signaling pathway; negative regulation of T cell proliferation; cellular response to lipopolysaccharide. The transcript is spliced from 10 exons. Bases 104 to 1588 code for a protein of 494 amino acids. The record is from RefSeq and is a predicted model, not a curated record. Gene Ontology annotation, cellular component: external side of plasma membrane.